This is a messenger RNA of Chenopodium quinoa (quinoa), 835 nucleotides long. RefSeq lists its product as uncharacterized. Bases 207 to 596 code for a protein of 129 amino acids. The record is from RefSeq and is a predicted model, not a curated record. NCBI's taxonomy places the organism in Eukaryota, Viridiplantae, Streptophyta, Magnoliopsida, Caryophyllales, Amaranthaceae. The transcript has 2 exons.
UUGACAAAGAGAAAGAGAUAGAUGAAGUUUUUAAUUUCCUUUUUUUUUUAAUCACAAUCGAAGGAUUACAUGCUAGGUAACUAGUCUAACUACUAUAAAUAGAACUAGUUGUGACUGGAACAAAAUAAUAAGAAGUGCAACAAAAAAAAAAAAAAAAAAAAAAAAAAAAAACGUAGUAUUAAGUUUUAAGAUUAAGUGUAGAAAAAAUGGUGAGUGUCUCGUCUAACCUGCUGAUUGCUCCCGUUGUUUUAGCAAUGUUAUUCUUGCUCGGUACUACAACUGCUACAAUGGUUGAAAAGAUGCCAACAACUACUUCCAAAGAAAUGAUACCUGUGAUGGUAAUCAAAGAAGUGGUAAUAGUAGAACAGCCGAAAAUCGAUUAUAUCGGAAGCCGGAAAAUGAAUAUGAUGAUUAUGCAACCACAUACUCGUGUGUUGGAUGCUAAAAAUACAAAGCAAGUCACAACCAGUAACACCGGCCAAGUUAUGAAGUGUUCAAAAAUAGGCGAACAAUGUAGUUUUUUACUAUUCUGUUGUGCAGGUACCAGUUGUGUUUCAAAUUCAUUUUGGGAUAAGCCGGUUUGUAAGAAGGUUUAAAUUUGUUCCGUACUUCGUAUAUCAUUAAGAACCUCUCAGAUGCCUCAGCUUGUACACUUGCCGAGCUAUUUCUUGCCUUUGUUGUUUUUAAUGUAUGUACUAUGUCAUCAGCUACUACCUAGCUUUCUAAGCUAUUAAGCUAUGUGUAUUAUGCUUUUGUUUUUGUUUAAUCAUGAUCAUGAAUAAUGUAUUUCUAUUUUAUGAUGGACCCUAAUAAAUUGUACUGUGUGUGAUUUUCA